AUUAUCCAAACGGGAAAUAUGUAGGCUGGGGACCCUGAAUCACAUCGUGAGAAUUGCUGCUCAUUGUUUCCUCCGUCUUACCUCGUGAAUAGUUUGUAGUUUGGUUAUCUCAGUUGGAAGUCCUGCCCGGAAUCAUAUCUGCUAAGGCCAGAAGUAACCGUUUCCAGUUAAUACAGGCUUGUGUGUUGACUCUGGUCCCCCUGGGUGAUCCACGAUUGUUGUGGGAGUGAGUCCCCGACUGCCUCUGGGGGAUGUUUGUUCCAGUAGCAUUGUCAGCAGAUUCUUUUGGGUACAUUCCGUAUCAAUAUCUACGUGGGUUUGUAUUUAAGUAAACACAAAGAUGAUUUGUUGCUGGUGGGAGGGAAAGUGUAUGCAUUUUGCACAUUUUCCCCCCCAUUUAAUUUUGGAAUUUGUAGGCAGAAGAUGCCCUAAAUAAAUCACAGUGGUUUGAUUAGGAAGCUCUUGAAGGACAGUCUCAGUGCAAAGUGGGUGGUCUCAGUGCAAAGCAGGGUGUGCAUAAGGGCUGCUGAAUUCUGUUUGGGGAGCCGUUUACAGAGUUGAUAUCUAAGAAUAUGCACCUUGGAAUAUAUCCCCCAGUAGUAGUCACACUCUUUCUGUUUCUUUGUAGCCCCAGGAUGGACUUCUUGGUUCUCUUCUUGUUCUACAUGGCUUUGGUGCUGAUCAGUGUUGUUAUGAUCUGCAUCUGCUCAAAAACCCAUUACCUGAAGGGCCUGGUCAGAGGGACAGCACAGAUAAUUUCCUAUAUAAUUCCAGAAUGCCUUCAGAGAGCUAUGCUAAAAUUGCUUCAUUACCUCUUCCAUACACGAAACCACACCUUCAUCCUUCUGCACCUUGUCUUGCAAGGGAUGGUUUACAGUGAAUACACCUGGGAAGUAUUUGGCUACUGUCAAGAGCUGGAGUUUCCCUUGCAUUACCUUCUUCUGCCCUACCUGCUGCUGAUUGUAAACCUGGUGUUUUUCACGCUCAGCUGUGUGAGCAACCCUGGUACCAUAACAAAAGCAAAUGAGUUAUCAUUUCUUCAAGUUUAUGAAUUCGACGAAGUGAUGUUCUCAAAGAAUAUGAAGUGUUCUACUUGCAAUUUAAGGAAACCAGCGCGAUCCAAGCACUGCAGUGUGUGUAACAGGUGUGUGCACCGUUUUGACCAUCACUGUGUUUGGGUAAACAACUGUAUCGGGGCCUGGAACGCCAGGUACUUCCUCCUCUACCUCUUGACAUUGACGGCCUCAGCUGGCACCAUGGCCGUGGUGAGCACUGUGUUUCUGGUCCAGUUGGUGGUGCUGUCGGACUUGUAUCUGGAGACUUACGUUGAUGAUCUGGGACACUUCCAGGUUGUUGACAUUGUCUUUCUCAUUCAGUACCUGUUCGUUACCUUCCCGAGGAUUGUCUUCAUGCUGGGCUUUGUCGUCAUGCUGAGCCUCCUCCUGGGGGGCUACCUGUGCUUUACUUUGUACCUGGCUGCCACCAACCAGACCACUAACGAGUGGUACCGAGGUGACCGGGCCUGGUGUCAACAUUGCCCCCACGCGGCCCGGCCCCCUUCAGCAGAGCCCCAGGUCUACCGGAACAUUCACUCCCAUGGGCUUUGGAGCAACCUCAGAGAGAUCUUCCUUCCUGCCACUGCACAUUAUGAGAGAAAGAAAAAUUAAGAAUGGGAAGUGUUACUGCCACUUAAAUAUAGUGUAAAUUUAUUUAUACGAAUAGACACUUUCUAAGA
Neogale vison (American mink) is the source of this 1735-nucleotide messenger RNA. RefSeq names its product zinc finger DHHC-type palmitoyltransferase 4 (gene ZDHHC4). NCBI's taxonomy places the organism in Eukaryota, Metazoa, Chordata, Mammalia, Carnivora, Mustelidae. Gene Ontology annotation, molecular function: protein-cysteine S-palmitoyltransferase activity. The transcript is spliced from 6 exons. The record is from RefSeq and is a predicted model, not a curated record. The coding region runs from base 573 to 1667 and encodes 364 amino acids. Gene Ontology annotation, biological process: peptidyl-L-cysteine S-palmitoylation; protein targeting to membrane. Gene Ontology annotation, cellular component: endoplasmic reticulum; Golgi apparatus.